Molecule: messenger RNA, 2070 nt
Organism: Baudoinia panamericana UAMH 10762
Lineage: Eukaryota; Fungi; Ascomycota; Dothideomycetes; Mycosphaerellales; Teratosphaeriaceae
Exons: 1
Coding region: 273-1895 (540 amino acids)
Biological process (GO): lipid metabolic process
Source: RefSeq, a predicted model, not a curated record
GCUACGGAAAGGGCCGAAGACCGUCACGCUAGUGGCGCAUGCUCCAGAAACGUCAUGGGCAAUGUGUUUCCGUCUGGUUGAUCUUCGCUCGUUAGGUGAGUACACACAGUAUCUUCCAGUCAUUAUCUGCCAUUAACACGGCGCGACAGUGCCUAUAUCCGCAGAUACCGGGCCGAUUCGAUCAGUCGUCCUUUCCCCUCGCUGCGACGACGUGGAAGCGAUGCCUUUUCCUUGAAGCUUUGCAUUAAAAGCGCGUAAUUGCUUCUUCCACGAUGCUUCCUCCAGGCUUACGCACGCCCCGUGAAGUGGUACUUUAUUAUGACCAAGUCUACUUCGACCUCGUCGAUUCUGGCAGGGCUCAUCAGUUCCUUUACCCAUGGGGCGCUGCCGGAGCAGUCCUCAUUCUCGCCUAUCUUCUCCUGGAUCAUCGCAACUCUCGCCUGCUACAAUGGUGCCGCUUUCCAGUCUUUGGUGCCUUCAGCGCCUUUCAGUCAUGGUGUAUCUUCACCAAUCGGGCACGAAGUCCAGCCUCGGCUUUCGGUGUAGGGUUGAUUUCCUCUUGGGGCUGGCUUUGGGUAUCGGCUAUCAUGGUCGUAAAUGACUGCCAGGUCGACUUCAAGCGUAUAGAGCGUGCCAUCAUAGGGCCCGGCUCCAAAAACGAGCGAGAGCAUCCACACCGGCAUGGGGCAAACGGAUCCGUCGAAUCGGCGCCCGAAGAUGACACGCUACGCCAGAGGAAGGCCGUUGAACGACCCGACGAUCCGUCACGGGCUGAACCCCAUAGUGUUCAGUACUUCUGGCAGGCCUACCCGUCAGCACCAUUUCUCGUACGCCUCGACUGGGUUGCCGAUGUCUUCUGCAGCUUUCGUGGUGUAGGCUGGGAUUGGCAGACCGCAGGCGUUCCACCGCCACCUAAGAGUGUCGAGGUGGGAUUACGUGGUGAGGUGCCGGACCCAAGCAAGGAUGAAGAGUUUACAACAAGUCGGACUGGCAUCCGUCGGUAUGCCCACAGAGGUGCCUUAUUGCGCCACUCAUUCACUAGCCUCGCUAUCGGCUACCUUGCCCUUGACGCUCUGAAGACCUUUAUGCACCAAGACCCGUACUUCUGGGGCUAUACCGAUAGUCCAGCACCAGUCUUCAUGCCGACUGUUGUUCGAGACUCCUAUUUUCUCACCAAAACGUACCGCUUGCUCCUAAGCCUGGCUGCCAUCUACUUCGCACUAUGGACAAUCUUCAAGCUUGGCCCAGCCUUCUUUUGUGGCAUACUAGGGCCGAAAUGGAUCGGUGUCCGCGGUGAGCCUUGGAUGAAUCCAGCCGACUCCUUUGGUUCAUUCAUGCCUGUGCUUGACAAAGGCUUAGCUGGGUGGUGGGGUGGAUGGUGGCACCAAACUUUCCGCUUUGCAUUUGAAUCACCCGCCGCCCGUCUGACAGAGGCUUUGGGAAUCAGCAAGCGCUCGACUAUUGGCAGGUUGCUCUCGCUUUUCAUCGCUUUCUUUCUCUCCGGCUGCUUGCACGCUUGCGGUAGCUACACGCAACUUGGGGAAACUCGGCCUGUACUGGGACCCAUGCGAUUCUUCAUUCUCCAAGCUGUAGGCAUAUCAAUGCAAACGCUGGGUGUGCAGCAGCUCAAGCGAGCUGGCAUAAUUGAGCGGUGUCCGAAGGCCCUCUGCCAGCUUACAAACUUGGUGGUCGUCCACGUUUGGCUGUACUACACCGCACCCCUACUUGUCGAUGACUUUGCGAAAGGUGGAGUAUGGCUGUUCGAACCGGUGCCUUUCAGCCUGUUCAGGGGACUGGGCUUAGGUGCACCAGACGAUGGAUGGUUCUGCCUGUCGCAUGGUGUGGCGUGGUGGCACAGUGGCAAGGCCAUCUUCGAUACUGGCAUAGCAUUGUGAGACACUUCAUUUCGACCUUCUAGAACGGUAUAUAUCACUCUACGUUUUGCUUGGUCACCGACCGCUGCAACGUUGAGUCCAAGAACAACGACCAUCGCGAAAGGACGGUCGCCAGCUCCACUAUACAGAAUCUGGCUGUAUUGGUAGGAACGGCAAAAUCGCUUCAACUGUGAAC